Molecule: messenger RNA, 4043 nt
Organism: Egretta garzetta (little egret)
Lineage: Eukaryota; Metazoa; Chordata; Aves; Pelecaniformes; Ardeidae
Gene: PHKA1
Product: phosphorylase kinase regulatory subunit alpha 1
Exons: 33
Biological process (GO): glycogen metabolic process
Cellular component (GO): phosphorylase kinase complex
Molecular function (GO): calmodulin binding
Source: RefSeq, a predicted model, not a curated record
UGGGUCCGGGACAACGUCUACAGCAUCCUGGCCGUGUGGGGGCUGGGCCUGGCCUACCGCAAGAACGCCGACCGCGACGAGGACAAGGCCAAGGCCUACGAGCUGGAGCAGAGUGUGGUGAAGCUGAUGCGGGGGCUGCUCCAGUGCAUGAUGAGACAGGUGGACAAGGUGGAGGCAUUCAAGUACAGCCAGAGCACCAGGGACUGCCUGCAUGCCAAGUACAACACCCACACCUGUGCCACCGUGGUGGGGGACCAUGAGUGGGGUCACCUACAGAUGGAUGCCACCUCCCUCUACCUGCUCAUGCUGGCACAAAUGACAGCCUCAGGCCUCCACAUAAUUCACAGCCUGGAUGAAGUCAACUUUAUCCAGAACCUUGUGUUCUACAUCGAAGCAGCUUACAAAACUGCGGACUUUGGGAUAUGGGAACGUGGGGACAAGACGAAUCAGGGCAUCACCGAGUUGAACGCUAGCUCCGUCGGCAUGGCCAAGGCUGCCCUGGAGGCCCUGGAUGAGCUGGAUCUCUUUGGAGCAAAGGGAGGCCCGCAGUCGGUGAUACGGGUGCUGUCGGACGAGGUGCAGCACUGCCAGUCCAUCCUCCACUCGAUGCUGCCCAGGGCCUCCACAUCCAAAGAGGUGGAUGCCAGUGUGCUCUCUGUCAUCUCCUACCCAGCGUUCGCUGUGGAGGACAGCGAGCUGGUGGAAAUCACCAAGCAAGAGAUCAUCACAAAGCUGCAGGGGCGCUACGGCUGGGGGCGCCUUCUCCCGGGGGGUCACACCCGCUUCCUCCGGGAUGGAUACAGGACCCCCAAAGAGGACCCCAACCGCCUCUACUAUGAACCUGCUGAGCUGAAGCUGUUUGAGAACAUUGAGUGUGAGUGGCCUCUCUUCUGGGCAUACUUGAUAAUUGAUGGGAUUUUCAGUGGAAACAUGGAGCAGGUAGAGGAGUACCGGGAAGCCCUUGAGGGGGUUCUCAUCAAGGGGAAGAAUGGGGUGCGCCUGGUGCCAGAGCUGUACAGCGUCCCGUCAGAUAAGGUGGAUGAGGAGUACAGGAACCCCCACACUGUGGACAGGAUACCCAUGGGCAAGCUGCCACUCAUGUGGGGGCAGUCUCUCUACAUCCUGGGCUGCCUGAUGGCUGAGGGGUUUCUAGCUCCUGGUGAAAUAGAUCCUCUCAACCGCCGGUUUGCAACUGUCCCGAAGCCUGAUGUGGUGGUCCAAGUGUGCAUCCUGGCAGAGACGGAGGGGAUCAAGGCUGUCCUGAGGAAGGAGGACAUCGAUGUGGAGACUGUGGCAGACGUCUACCCCAUCAGAGUGCAGCCUGCUCGCAUCCUCAGCCACAUCUACGCCCGUCUGGGCCGCAACAAGCAGAUGUGCCUGACGGGACGGCCCUACCGCCACAUGGGCGUCCUUGGGACCUCCAAGCUCUACAACAUCAGGAAGAACAUUUUUACCUUUACCCCGCAGUUCAUAGACCAGCAGCAGUUCUACCUGGCUCUUGACAACAAGAUGAUUGUGGAGAUGCUGAGAACGGACCUCUCGUACCUUUGCAGCCGCUGGAGGAUGACCGGGCAGCCAACCAUCACUUUCCCCAUCUCCCACACCAUGCUCGAUGAAACUGGCAGCAGCGUGCACCCCACAGUACUGGCAACGCUGCGGAAGCUGCAGGAUGGGUAUUUUGGUGGUGCAAGGAUCCAGACGGGUAAGUUGUCGGAGUUCCUGACAACAUCAUGCCGAACGCACCUCAGCUUUAUGGACCCUGGGCCAGAGGGUAAGGUCUUUGCCAAGAGUUACGAGCUCAGCAUUGACAGCUUUGAGGAGCUAGACGCGGAGGAGUGGCUGCAUGGCUUGCAGAUAGCAGAGGAUGCAGACACAUAUGACGAGGUUGCUCAGUAUUUGGACCACUUGCUGCAGCGCACAGUUCCACAGUCGAACCUCCCUCCCACUGCCCAGCGGGGAGGGCUUAGCCGCUUCCGGGCUGCUGUCCACACCACCCGUGACCUCAUGUCCCUGGCAUCCAAGGCCAAGGACCUUCAUGUCCAGAAUGUUGGGAUGUAUGUCCCCAGCAAAAUAUUCCAGGCAUCCCAGCAGUCGGUCAAGCUGCUGAGCUCACCACACGAGCACGAUGUGGAUGGCAAGAGCCACACACUCCAUGCAGAGAUGAACCUGCCCCGUGAUGAGGAUGGCAACGUGGACUGCAAGGCACUGGUGGACCAGCUGCGCAUCUGCCCCACACUGCAGGAGCAAGCGGACAUCCUCUACAUGCUGCACAUCCUCAAAGGGCCCGAGUGGCACACAGGGCUUGAUAGUGAGCCUGGCCCCACUGUGAAGGAGCUCCUCACUGAGCUGUACAUGCGAGUGGGGGACACGCGCCAGUGGGCCCUGAUCCGCUACAUCUCUGGCAUCCUCAAGAAGAAGGUGGAAGCUCUGGAUGAGGCCUGCACUGACCUCCUGUCUCACCAGAAGCACUUGACAGUGGGACUGCCCCCGGAGCCACGCGAGAAGACUAUCUCCGCACCAAUCCCCUACGAGGACCUUGUUUGCCUCAUUGAUGAAGCCAGUGAGAAGAACCUCAGCGUGUCCAUCCUCACCCAGGAGAUCAUGGUGUACUUGGCCAUGUACAUGCGUACACAGCCUGCACUCUUUGCUGAGAUGUUCCGCAUCCGCAUUGGGCUCAUCAUCCAGGUGAUGGCUACAGAGUUGGCACACUCCUUGCACUGCUCAGCUGGAGAAGCCACCGAGAACCUGAUGAAUCUCAGCCCAUCAGACAUGAAGAGCCUCCUCUACCACAUCCUCUCUGGCAAGGAGUUUGGGGUGGAAAGGAGCGUGCGAUCAGUUGACUCGUCGCUCACCACUGCUAUCUCCAUCUGUGAGGUGGGGGCUGUCGGCGCCACCAAGCCUGAGCGUGCUGGCAUCAUCAGGCUGAAAAGUGAGAUCAAACAGCAACUGGAUAAACGUAGGCAGUCUCUGACUGGGAGUAAGCCCCUCGGUUUGCAUUCUGGGGACGCCGACCUGAAGUCCUCUCUGUCUGCUGGGCACUCAGAGCUACUGGGCCAGGGCUCCUUUUCAAGCAUGCUGGAGGAGCAGGGCAGCAAGGACAGCCGCCAGGGCCAGUGGCAGCGGAGACGGCGACUGGAUGGGGCCCUCAACCGUGUCCCUGUGGGCUUCUACCAGAAGGUCUGGAAGGUCCUUCAGAAGUGCCAUGGCCUCUCUGUGGAGGGCUUUGUUCUCCCCUCUUCAACAACCAGAGAGAUGACCCCAGGGGAAAUAAAGUUUGCUGUGCAUGUGGAGUCAGUCCUCAACCGUGUGCCCCAGCCAGAGUACAGGCAGCUGCUGGUGGAGGCUAUCUUAGUGCUCACCAUGCUGGUGGACAUGGAGGUACACACCAUCGGUGGCAUCAUAGCUGUGGAAAAGAUCUUGCAGAUGGCCAAUGACCUCUUCUAUGAGGAGCAGAAAGCCCUGGGCGCUGAUGACCACAUGCUGGCGAGGGAUCCCACGACGGGCAUCUGCAGCCUGCUGUAUGACAGUGCACCGAGUGGUCGGUUCGGCACCAUGACCUACCUGUCCAAGUCGGUGGCUAUGACUGCCAACUCCACUGGUGCAUGAUCACUGCAAUGAUUGGUUGCCUCCAAGACUGACAUCACUGAUUAGCUCACUUGCAUUAGUGACCCAACAGGUCCAGCAAUGCAUCCCCUCACCUGGCUUAAGAAGUUAUCUUCCAUGCACUCCAGGAAACUCCUGGAUUGCCUACACCUUGCUGUGCUACUUUUCCAGCAGGUGUUGGGGUGGUUGAAGUCCCCCAGCAGGAGGAGAGCCUGCAAGCAGGAUGUCUCCUGUAGCUGGAGUAAGAAGCCUUCAUCAAUAGAUUCCUCUUAAUCAGGCAGCCUGUAGCAGACACCCUUUGUUGCCGUGGUCUCUGAUUCUCACCCACAGGCUUUCAACCUGCUCAUGGCUGUUCUUUGGAGAUAGCUCUUCACAACCUAUGCAUUUCUUAAUAUAGAGGGCAGCCCCUCUGCCCCUUCUUCCUCGCCUGUCCCUUCUGA